AUGCCAGGUAGGAGCUUGCCCGCCAAGCCCCCAGCUUUUAGCUUGCAAACGCUGCAGCUGGCACAGUUCGGGCAAAACGACACCUUCUACGACGUGGAGCUUGCUGGCAUCGGCUUCGAUGGGAGGGAGUACAUUAGAAUUGUGGACGACUAUACGCGCUGCGGAACCCGGUUUUCAGACGAAAGCAGCCUUGAUGUCUCCGGCCUGCUGCCGAACCAAGCAAGCCAAGUCGUGAACAUGGGCCGGGGAAUCAGGUGGAGAAACAUCAAGUUCCUCAGGCCGGCAGCGUACAGAGUCUGCUACUGCUACUGUGGCCAGGGCAAAAACGUUGGACAAUGUUGCCAACUCGGCGAGGACUUUUACACCGACAUUGCCUCCAUCUUUGUUGCAAUUCCGCGGCAAGAUGGGACGGAGCCUGUGCUCCAGGCUCCGAUGGUGGUGCCCGACAUGCGUCCGAUGCAUCCUCCUCCUGGUCUCUGGGGUGUUUUCCCGAAGGAUAUUACGCGGACGAUCCGCAUUCGAGCCCAGACUCGAAGAAGCCCCGCCCAUGCUGGGUCGGUCGGGCCGAUCGAGGUGAAGAUCUUCCAAGUUUGGCCAUCGAUGACAGUCCUUGCGACCUUCCAACUGACGGAUUUGGCCACAGGGCAGCUUCAAGGCUUCGAGAAGCCCGUUCUUCUGGAUGUGGACGGCAACCCCCAUGGCAUCGAGGUGGUGAGCCAUUCGCUCUGGCCUUGGCACAUCUACAUGCAAGAGAGGAUGGAUGCCUGGUACCCAGAAUGGAUCGAGGUGGACAUCGAAGGAAUCGGCUCGCACCGCUUUCAGAUGGAAGGUUGGACCGCGUCGCCGGCAGAUCGCCAGGUCCGCUACGUCACACAGGGACUGCAGCCUCCGCCCAUGCUUCCGACGAUGCUGCCGCCUCCGAACGUGGAGCUCUGGGAAUCGCAUGCAUUUGUCCUCGACGCCUGUGGUGGAUGUCGGCCGGGCUUCCAGUGCACGGAGGAAGAAGCUUCAAUGGUCGAGCGACUGCAAAGAGAGUCAUUGCUGGGCCUGAUCUGGGACGAGGAUGGUGCCAGUGAUCCUGAGGCUGCCCGCCUGGCCGUCUACCUUGCAAGGUGCCGGCCGGUUUGUGGCGACGGCCAGGCACAGCCGGGUGAACAGUGCGACGACGGCAACCUGCGAAGUCUCGAUGGCUGCAGCGGUCGCUGCCAGGUGGAAUCCGGCUUCGAGUGUGCCAAUUUCGCUGAUGCUCCCAGCAGCUGUUGGCCGAG
Symbiodinium necroappetens is the source of this 1268-nucleotide messenger RNA. The record is from the annotation of a GenBank genome assembly. NCBI's taxonomy places the organism in Eukaryota, Dinophyceae, Suessiales, Symbiodiniaceae.